AUGGCAUAUGCCGCUACGACCUCAUCUCCGGCCAUGGACGCCGAUACCCAAACCAGCUUAAAGCUCACCACCUCUCUUCGCCGCUCUCCCUCUUCUCAACAUGUCCUCGGCCCACUGUCCACCCUAGGCUUCAUAUCUUCUUCGGCGCCUUCUUUCACCUCUUCUCCUAUCUCCACUCCCCUCUCUCUCUUUCCCGGGCCAGGCACGCCAAAUGUCUUAACUCCGGCUGGGACUCCUCAACAACCCCCGAGUGAGGGUCCACGCGGUCGACUCUAUCAUCUUCCUCCUCCUGCGCCACUCGAGCUUGGUGAAUCGAUGAUGGCCGUUCCCGAGGCCUUUCCAUCCCAUGCCAACGGAGCCACCGACAGCAAUUCGGUAAAAGCCCCAGGGCUGAUGCGGAGAAUCUCACGGGGAGCAGCCAGCAAAUUGACCCGGAGGCGACCCUCGGCCUCCCAAAAUGACAAGCGAGACCGCAGUUCAGGUCCCGUGAUCAUGCGCCGCAGAAGCGAUAGCAAGAACGGCGCUCACUCCGUUUCGCGGGAUACCGCAUUGGAGUCCAGCAAUGAGGAUGAAUCCAACGAGACGUUGGACUGUCUGGGUACAUGGACUGGCUCGGAGCCCUCGAGUGUGCGGAGUGAAAGCCGCAUGAUGUCUGCUCGCGAUCUGGUCACCACCGUGGGCGGAGCGGUGGCGCCCAAGGUGGAUUCCGCUGUUCAGCGGGGCACCAUCUUGACCAAGGUCACGAAAAAACACCGCAAACAAGUUCGAUUCUUCCUGGACUUGGACGCUGCCAAGGUGUUCUGGGAUGUCUCCAAUCCAGCUAAGCGCUUCUACAUUGAUGACAUCAAAGAGAUUCGCGUUGGUGCAGAUGCGCGAAAUUACCGUGAAGAACACCAGAUCCCCGAAGAUACCGAAGGCCGGUGGUUCACCAUUGUGAUCGCCGACCCUGAACGGCUCAAGGGCCGCGCGUUCAAGACGUUGCACUUGAUUGCGCCCAAUUACCACGUUCUCGAUAUGUGGACCAGCACUCUGGAGCACAUCUCUCGCUACAGAAUUGGCCUGAUGGCUGGGAUGGCCGCCGCUGGUCAAAGCGAGGCCAUCUUACAAGCUCAUUGGCAGCGCGAAAUGGUGCGGCUCUUCCCCGGGGGAUCUCGGCCAGGUGAGGAACAGAGUCUUGACCUCACCGCGGUUGAAAGUGUGUGCCGCAGCUUGCAUAUCAACUGCUCCAAGAACAUGCUGCGUGCUCAAUUCUCCAAGGCUGACACCUGCCACAACGGCCGGCUGAACUUUUCCGAAUUUAAGAACUUCUUGACCCGUCUGAAGGAGCGCAAGGACGUGAAAGAGAUCUUCAAAAGUCACGCCGCAGACCACAAGGCCGGGCUGACUCAGGCGGAAUUUUUGCGCUUCUUGUGUCAAGUGCAGAAAGAGGACAUUGAGACCGAGGUCAGCCGGGCAAAGUGGAUUGCCCUGUACGACAAACUUGUCAAGAAGUCAAGAUCACGAUUGUCCUCGAAUGCAUCAGAUGCAUCCGACCUUGGCGAUAGCCCAUUGGCCCUGAUGACUCUCGACACGUUCUCCGCUUACCUGGCAUCUCCGAGUAACGGCAUCUACGCGUCAAAAGCCCCCCAGUCCCGAUUUGAUCGCCCGCUGAAUGAGUACUUCAUUUCAAGUUCACACAAUACUUACCUGCUUGGUCGCCAAGUCGCCGGAGCCUCGAGCACGGAAGCCUACAUCAGUGCUCUUCAACAAGGAUGUCGCUGCGUAGAGAUUGACUGUUGGGAUGGUGCCGACGGCCGUCCCAUUGUGUCCCAUGGACGGACCAUGACCACGAGUGUGCUCUUCGCAGACUGCAUCACGGUCAUCAACCGAUACGCUUUCAUUUCCUGUGAUUUUCCACUCAUCCUUUCCCUCGAAGUCCACUGCAAUCCCGAGCAGCAACUGGCCAUGGUCAAAAUUAUGAAAGACACCUUCAAGGAGCAGCUUAUCCUGGAACCUUUGAUGACCAACUGCUACAUCCUGCCUUCACCGGAAGAGCUCAAGCGCCGCAUCCUGGUCAAGGUGAAAACCUGUGACGAAACGCAAGUCGACCCUCGUCAGGAUACCGUCAGCACUGUCGGUACUCAUGGUCGCAAGCGCAGCGCAAGUACACCAUUCGUCCGCCCAACACCUCCUGCGGAUUCCAUCAUCUCCGGCGGUACUGCGCCGUUUGCUCCCUUUUCCACUUCGUCUGUACCCUACGCAGCCGAUGGGAUCGGUCCCUUGGUGACCCACGAGAGACGCUCCCUCACCACAACAAGUAUCAGCAGCGCCACUGAAGACAGUGACGGAGGGCUGGUUUCCCUGCCGAGUGAGAAGAAGAAACGCCGUCGUCAGAAGAGCAAAAUCACCAAGCCGCUCUCGGACCUGGGCGUCUACACCCGCGGCUACAAGUGGCAGAGCUUUUCUUCCCCGGAGAGCAGAAAAUACAACCACGUGUACUCUUUUGCCGAACGCGCAUUCGAGAGCAUCUGUCAGAACCACGACAACAAGGUGGCUCUGGAAGCCCACAACCGCAAAUUCCUCACCCGAGUCUAUCCAUCCGCUUUUCGUCUCCGAUCCUCCAACUUUGAUCCCAACAAAUUCUGGCGCCGUGGAGUUCAAAUGGCCGCGCUCAACUGGCAGACGUAUGACGUUGGCAUGCAGAUGAAUCAGGCCAUGUUUGCGGCUGGGUCCGAUCGCACCGGCUAUGUGCUCAAGCCAGAAAGUCUCCGCCAUCCGAUCCCUGAGGGGGGUUUGCCUAAGCGCAAGACGGAACGGCGUCUGGUUCGAUUUGCAGUUGAAGUCAUUUCCGCGCAACAGCUUCCACGACCUCGGACACUUGGAUCCGAGGACAUGAUCAAUCCCUAUGUCGAAAUUGAGAUGUUCAGUGCUGACGAUCGCGGACAAAGUCUUGCCUACGGAGAAGGUGGAAUGGAUGCCUCGGCCCGUAACGGCAUGUCUGGUAUUGGCUACCCUCACCGCCGACGCACCAAGAUUGAGCCAAGUAAUGGCUACAGCCCAAUCUUCAACGACCGGUUCAAGCUGUCCUUGGAAACCAAAUAUCCAGACCUAGUCUUUGUGCGAUGGACUGUUUGGAGCUCUCUGGACGGACGCAGUGCGGGCAACAAUAACAGUGUUCAGCUGGCCACCUUCACUGCCAAGCUCACCAGCCUGUCUCAAGGCUAUCGCUAUUUGCCCCUGUAUGAUGGCAGUGGUGACCAGUAUCUCUUCUCGACUUUGUUCUGUCGCAUCACCAAGGAGGACCCUAUUCCCGUUCAGCGUCUGGAUUUGAGCGAGCUUCGUGCCGAGCGAAUGGGCAUCUUCCGUCAAAUUGGCCAAACGGUCUUCAAGCGCUCCUCUUCCACCGAUCGUGAAAAGGAGAGCAUUGCGGAUCGCAGUGAUCCAACUAGUCCAGAGGACAAGGACAGCUCUCCAGGUCUGACCCCCACCAUAUCCAUGACCUCGAAUUCUUCGUUCUUCCAGUGA
This is a messenger RNA of Penicillium oxalicum, 3504 nucleotides long. RefSeq names its product putative 1-phosphatidylinositol-4,5-bisphosphate phosphodiesterase Plc1. The coding region runs from base 1 to 3504 and encodes 1167 amino acids. The record is from RefSeq and is a predicted model, not a curated record. The transcript has a single exon. Lineage: Eukaryota; Fungi; Ascomycota; Eurotiomycetes; Eurotiales; Aspergillaceae. Gene Ontology annotation, biological process: lipid metabolic process; phosphatidylinositol-mediated signaling. Gene Ontology annotation, molecular function: phosphatidylinositol-4,5-bisphosphate phospholipase C activity; calcium ion binding.